This is a messenger RNA of Lodderomyces elongisporus, 837 nucleotides long. It is a transcript of the gene SLR1, whose product is annotated as Slr1p. The transcript has 3 exons. Gene Ontology annotation, biological process: mRNA splicing, via spliceosome. NCBI's taxonomy places the organism in Eukaryota, Fungi, Ascomycota, Pichiomycetes, Serinales, Debaryomycetaceae. Gene Ontology annotation, molecular function: RNA binding. The record is from RefSeq and is a predicted model, not a curated record. The coding region runs from base 1 to 837 and encodes 278 amino acids. Gene Ontology annotation, cellular component: cytoplasm; nucleoplasm; ASAP complex.
AUGAGUCACUUUAGACUUCCUGAAAAGAUGCCAAAAAACACAUUAUACGUCACUGGAUUUACUAGAGAGUCCAAAGCUGCCGACUUGGCACCGGAGUUUGAAAAAUUUGGUGAACUAGUCAGAUUAGAUAUUCCACCACCAAGAACUACCGAUGGUGAGAAAUUCGCAUUUGUUGAGUUCAAGGAUGCCGAAAGUUGUGAGCGGGCCUUGGACUUGGAUGGUAAGCAAACCUCAUGGACUAAUGGGAACGGAUUAGUAGUCCAAGUUGCUAGAUCAGACCCCUUUUCAAGGAGUGAGAGAUCUUCAUCAUCAUCAUAUGGAAGAGGUGGUGGCUAUAGAGGAGGAAGGGGCCCCGCACGUUAUGGUGGUUACAGAGAUGACGGUUACGGAAGAGGUGGCGAUGACGGAUACAGUAGAGGAGGUUACCCUCCAAGAGGCGACUACCCUCCAAGAGGUGGAUAUGGUCGCAGAGGAUACGAUGAUGGAUAUUCUAGUGGCGGUCGUGGUGGAUACGGUGGCUACUCACGUGGUGGAUAUGGUGGGUAUGAUGAUGGCUACCGUGGAAGAGAUGGAGGAUACUCAUCAAGAAGUCGAGUAGGAGGAGGAGGAGGAUAUGGUGACUACAGAGGCAGUGGACGUAGCAGCAGCAGUAAUGGAGGCGGCAGUGGCGCUGGUGGAAGCUUUGAUAGCGGUAGAGAAAGAGAAAGAGAUAGAGAAUAUAGAGGUGGUGACAUCAACGAGAGGGAACGUGGCGAGGAGCGUGGAGGAAGAUAUAGUAGAUCACCAUCGAGAUCACCAGUGAGAAGAGAACGAUCCAGAUCUCCUGAAAGAUAUUGA